CCAGGAUCCCGCAAGGCAACAUGGCUGAGACCGCUCCUGUCGCCGCGCCCGAUGUCGCCGCUGCCGCCGCUCCGGCGCCCGCUAAGGCUCCCGCCGCCAAGAAGCCGAAAAAAGCAGCGGGCGCUUCCAAAGCCCGCAAGCCCGCGGGGCCCAGCGUCACCGAGCUCAUCACCAAGGCUGUGUCCGCCUCCAAGGAGCGCAAGGGGCUCUCCCUCGCCGCGCUCAAGAAGGCGCUGGCCGCCGGCGGCUACGAUGUGGAGAAAAGCAAUAGCCGUAUCAAGCUGGGAAUCAAGAGCCUCGUUAGCAAAGGUGUUUUGGUGCAAACCAAGGGCACCGGCGCCUCGGGCUCUUUCCGCCUCAGCAAGAAACCUGGAGAAGUGAAGGAAAAGGCUCCCAAGAAAAAAACAACCGCAGCUAAGCCCAAGAAGCCGGCGGCUAAGAAGCCCGCCAGCGCCGCCAAGAAGCCCAAGAAAGCGGUGACUGCAAAGAAGAGCCCCAAAAAAGCCAAGAAGCCGGCGGCCAGCGCGGUCAAGAAAGCAGCCAAGAGCCCUAAAAAGGCGACGAAGGCUGCCAAGCCCAAAAAAGCGGUGGCAGCAGCGAAGAGCCCAGCCAAGGCGAAAGCGGUGAAGCCGAAAGCAGCAAAGCCGAAGGCGGCCAAGCCAAAAGCGGCGAAAGCGAAGAAGGCAGCGCCCAAGAAGAAAUAAAUAGUUCGGAUAAAAUCCUGUCUGCAUUGCAGAUAAACCCAA
This is a messenger RNA of Empidonax traillii (willow flycatcher), 746 nucleotides long. Its product is annotated as histone H1.03. Lineage: Eukaryota; Metazoa; Chordata; Aves; Passeriformes; Tyrannidae. The coding region runs from base 21 to 704 and encodes 227 amino acids. The record is from RefSeq and is a predicted model, not a curated record. The transcript has a single exon. Gene Ontology annotation, biological process: nucleosome assembly. Gene Ontology annotation, cellular component: nucleosome. Gene Ontology annotation, molecular function: structural constituent of chromatin; DNA binding.